This is a messenger RNA of Spirometra erinaceieuropaei, 3928 nucleotides long. NCBI's taxonomy places the organism in Eukaryota, Metazoa, Platyhelminthes, Cestoda, Diphyllobothriidea, Diphyllobothriidae. The record is from the annotation of a GenBank genome assembly.
AUGAGCGACGCAUGUGAAUCCUCCCCGCCGCUACCAGUAUCACAAGAGGCUGUUUGCACCGUCAAAUCCGAAGCCCCAGGUACUGUCUCCCGUCCCGAGGGUUUCUUUUGAGUCGGUCAGACGCAUCGCGUUUGCUCCCUUUAAACGCACCCUAUGCAUAUCUCUUAUAUUUCAGACCCUACCAUCACUUGUAAGACGGAGGAGCCCUGGGCCACCAAAGAAACAGUCGAAGACAAGAACACUACUUUGUCGACUUCUGGUGACCGGACGAAAACUUCCUCUGGUAAUUACUCUUUGAUGCCAAUACGACCAGGGCAGUUGUGGCCUCGCAGGCGGUGUGCAUGUAACUGCCUCAUCACUCCUGCCUUCCACACCUCACCGACACGGAUUUUUUUGGUUGAGAGCACAACCAUCACAUCGUAUUCCACCAGGUUAAUAGCAUAGACAGGGCACUCCAUGUGGGGAAGUUUCCCUUGAGCACUCGUAAUACGCUGCCUCUCCAGCAGUGGGUCGUCGGCAUGCCUAUCUGACUGAUCUACCGCAUAGGGGCCGUUCUCUCGAUAAGUUUUGGUGGACUAUUCUACCACUCCACAUACUGGCAAUCCUCCAGGCGUUUGGACACGCAUAGUUUCGGUUGUUGCUAUGUUGGCUCAUCCAACACACGACUGAGUUGUGUGCAGUAAGUGCGGGAAGAGCGAGCCGCUGCCCUCCUCAAACAGACCUCAGCGAAGGCCAUCUGCGAAUUAAGCAGGCCCUGGGUGUCUGGCGAAUUAGCAGUCGUGAAGCAUGCAGCAGUAUCAUCUCCAAGCGUGAUUGGCCACCGAUCUGUCAAAUGGGAUGCCUGCCAGGAUGGCUCGGUUGUCGCCAGCGACGACGCUCACCGAGUGCCGAGCGGAUUGAAUGCGACACCGGUGGUUUGUGCGUGAGCUAAUUUCUAGUGAGACAGGCUUUUGCAGCAUCUUCCGCACCCUAGUCUCCCUUCACUCACCAACCACUUUCAGAUGGCAAGGCAAAGUAAGGACGGACGGAGGUAGGUUUGCGUGCUGUGACUGACAGCGCUAAGCAGCCUGCCUGCGCGUGCCACACACGACCUAGCCUACACCAGGUUAAACAGAGGACAUGUUUCCCACGUACGUGAAUGUGCAUGUUCUGACAUGCGACGUUUCGCCCGCUAGAGCGCGCUGGUAAGGUGAAUCACUUGCUUGCCGCGGGAGUGAUGUAUGGUGUGUGUAUACGCGCAGAGGUGUCGUGUACGCGCGUAUUGUGGGGCAGGUUCGUGUGAAACCUGGAGUGUGUGCAGGUAGGGCCAGGUAGAGUGAUGGGGGUGUUGGCUGGAGUGCUUUAGUAAAGACUUUCGGGGAUGCACAUACGGCCAAAUAGGCCCCUGCGAUGAUCGAACGUCCCGGAACAGUGUAGGCACGUGAGAGGGGCGUAUGUUGGGGCUCUUGGCUUUGGUUCACGGAGCGCAGGUUGGGAGUGAGUCCAUAUUGAUAGUAGUGGUGGUAGUGGUAAGAAUGGGGUAGUAGGCAAAUGAAUUUACUUCCGCUGUGUUACAGCUGAUUGAGACGGUUUGUGCUGAAGCUGAUGAGCUGGCUGAACUGACUUGACGAUGGAUUCGAAAAUGUCCGGCUAGACCGAUGCGCGCCCUGACCGUCAGUUGGCAAGGCGAUCAUGUUGGUAGGUGUUGUGUGUUUGAAACAUCGUUUCGUGAUGUUCUGAAUUUGCGUUCUCUCUGUCUUUCUGGCGUCGCCGCUCGCGGAUCCAGUUCUUACGAUAGUUCACCACGCCUGCCGAUUCCCGACGAGGUCUUUCCAGGUCAAAAGGCUGAUCCCGGGGAGAUCGUUAGGGUGUCCUUGUAACGACGUUUUUCUCGUAGCACCCGUAACAGCGUCACGCUAGAAUGGCCGUUCGGGUAGACGCUCGUUGUUCGUCUUCAAGACGUGGUCGCUGCAACGCAGUUGUACCUGUCCUACCGAGGCGUGAAUACUGGGACUUUCGAGGAUUUUCAUGUCGCGGAUUCUGCCCUGCCAUCUCAGUUUUUGUAUUAAGAGGAAACAGCUUAGGUGAACGUUGUUCAGUUUUUCUUGCCUUGUUUUCGCAGGUUGCCCAUGUCUCCGCCUCGGUUCGGGUGAAGGUCGCGGUGAUCCCAAGCUGAGUGCUGCCGACGGUCGAGGCCUCACUGGCCCUGAAUAUCCGAUUUGCGAUUUCAUCGCCAACCCCGAUGUUUCUUGAGAAUGCACCUCUUGGGUUGGCAAACUUGUCCAUAGGUGUGAGCCAGGUUUCAUUCGCGCUGAUCCAGGACGUGGUGCACCCACCAAAUGAUACUGGUUAAUGCAUCACCACUGUUUGCUCCGUGUUGAUAAUCAGUUCGAAGUUUGCGCAGUCGGAGGUAGAAAAGUCCGUGUUUUACUGCAUGACCGCCUCUGUCGUGGUGUUGACCACGAAGCCAUUUCGCGACAAGAUCACGAACGCUAGUCGUGGCGGCUCGCGUGGAUGUGUUGAAUGCUAAACAAAUGUACGUCACUUCGAUAGGCGGUGUUUAUUCGUGGACGCCCCUCAUGGUAGCGUCCAUCAUGGCAUGGCGGAGAACAUGAGACUAAUGGUGGGACCAAGUACCCAACCCUGUUUCAACCCAUUUGUCGGUGCAAAUGACUCCGAGAAAGCCCAUAUUAUCCUUGACACGAGUCAUCACUCCGCCGUGGUUGUGCCGUCUAUGUAAAACGCCCUUGGUGGCAGAAUUUCAGAUUUAUUUCCCAGAGUCCAUCGCGGUUCACUGUAUCGGGUGUCGUUAUCAAAUCUACAAAGGUGAUGUAGAGUCACAUCCCCAUUUCUCAACAUUCCUCUUGGAGUUGGCGGGCAGCGAAAAUCUUGUGGACCACCCUGCGGUCCCUUCGAAAUCCACAUUGGCUUUCAGGGGGAAGUCCUUUCACUAGAUGAGGGUCCAGACAAUUGAGUAGGACACGGGCGAAGACUCCCCUAUUAUGUUAGGAGGAGAGUGAACCAACGCCUGGCGCAAAGCACUAAUGGUUUCGUGCAGCAAGUGCAGAUGCUCUGGGUCAGGGUUUAGUCUCCAUUUUAAGGAGUCCGUCGAGGAUUGUGGAUGGUCGAUUAAGGACGCCUCUUAAGUGCCCAACCCACAUCCUCAAUUUUUCCGUCAGGUGGAUUGUCCCAUGGGGACAGAACAGUGGCUCAGUCCCCUUGAUUUGGGGUUCGUAGGUCGUUUUGAUUGACUCGAAAGAGUUCAUUUCAUUUCUGUCCGCAUACACCCUUACAUCAUCCUCAGACGCUGCCCCACGAGCUCCCUGGUAGGACAUACUGAGAUCCGUUGGCGCUGACAGGAGCGAUUUCCUGGCUGACAACAAUCAGGUACAUCAUGCAAAUAAGGGAUCUUUAAAGUCUAGAGACAUUCGGACCCCGAUACCCUUAUGCCUCACCCAUGGGACUUUUGGUUGCAAAAUGUCCGUUUGGUCAGAGUUCCCAAAAAGAUUUACUUUCCGACAUGGGUACUCACUAUCAGGGCGGAGCAUAACAGGGUGUGUAUGAAUGCAGCCAGUAGACGCCUGUUUCCCUGCCAGAGUAGACAGAAUUUAGUCUUGAUGUCACUCCUCCGAGGUCACCCGUCAUCCACCAACCGAAAUUUAAAAUUAAAUAAGGGGCCGAUUUUGUGCUCGGAUAACGCCAAAGAUCCUAUAAAUUUGCAGGCGCACAGAAAUGUUUGCGCAGACCUAAAGGUCUCGGUUUGCGCCACAAGUUUGCAAAUCAACUUUGUCCGCCGUUUCCUUGUAAUCGCAUUCAUGAUCUUGUUUUAGACUCGUCAACGUUUGAGUGCAACAUAUGUCAUGCGAUAUUAAGCGCGAAACACAAUCUCAGGCGGCACAUUUCCGAAGUUCAUGAACGUACGUCCCUGGGGCUCCUCUCGUUAGUAUGA